This is a messenger RNA of Cicer arietinum (chickpea), 726 nucleotides long. Lineage: Eukaryota; Viridiplantae; Streptophyta; Magnoliopsida; Fabales; Fabaceae. The record is from RefSeq and is a predicted model, not a curated record.
AUGACUUCGGUAACUUCCUUUACUGUUGGCCCCUCUAACACAUCUGUUGGUCCCCUACCCUCUGUAUCAUCCUCCUUUGCUUCUAUUCCAUCAAUCUCUACAAUGCCUAUUCCUUCCAACACCGUUGUUGCUACCACCUCUCAACCCUCCAUUCACCUUCACUCUACUCCCACCUUAACUGCACCCUCCAACUCUGACAUUAUGGCUGCUCUUCAGAUCAUAAUGACAAGACAAGUUCAACACGAUCAAGAAACUGCUUUACUACGAACUUGGAUGGCAGACCACCUUGCUCCUAAACUGAGAAUUCCACCUCCGCCUCCUCAUCCGAUUCCUCCUCCUUCUAAAUUAAAUGAAAAACUAGUUUAUUACAUUGGCCCCUCUAACACAUCUGUUGGUCCCCUACCCUCUGUAUCAUCCUCCUUUGCUUCUAUUCCAUCAAUCUCUACAAUGCCUAUUCCUUCCAACACCGUUGUUGCUACCACCUCUCAACCCUCCAUUCACCUUCACUCUACUCCCACCUUAACUGCACCCUCCAACUCUGACAUUAUGGCUGCUCUUCAGAUCAUAAUGACAAGACAAGUUCAACACGAUCAAGAAACUGCUUUACUACGAACUUGGAUGGCAGACCACCUUGCUCCUAAACUGAGAAUUCCACCUCCGCCUCCUCAUCCGAUUCCUCCUCCUUCUAAAGUUCCUCAUCCUGGAAAAUCCUCCUCUUCAAAAUGA